AAAAAUGUGAUGAACCACUUGUCUCUGGACUCCCCCAUGUAGCUUUUAGCAGCUCUUCCUCUAUGUCUGGCAGUUAUGCUCCCGGCUAUGCCAAGAUAAACAAGCGGGGAGGUGCUGGGGGAUGGUCUCCAUCGGACAGUGACCAUUAUCAAUGGCUUCAGGUUGACUUUGGUAAUCGGAAGCAAAUCAGUGCAAUUGCAACCCAAGGAAGAUAUAGCAGUUCAGAUUGGGUGACCCAAUACCGGAUGCUCUACAGUGACACGGGGAGAAAUUGGAAACCCUACCAUCAGGAUGGGAAUAUCUGGAGAAAAGUUACCUCUGGCUGUGAUUUCCAUCCAAAGCUUAAGGCAAUGUUUCUCAGUCUGUGCUAUGCAUUUGAAUCCCCUAAGUUUUAA
Molecule: messenger RNA, 395 nt
Organism: Galeopterus variegatus (Sunda flying lemur)
Lineage: Eukaryota; Metazoa; Chordata; Mammalia; Dermoptera; Cynocephalidae
Product: contactin-associated protein-like 2
Exons: 3
Source: RefSeq, a predicted model, not a curated record